Molecule: messenger RNA, 1167 nt
Organism: Candidula unifasciata
Lineage: Eukaryota; Metazoa; Mollusca; Gastropoda; Stylommatophora; Geomitridae
Source: the annotation of a GenBank genome assembly
AUGUCGAGAUUAUACAGUCAAUGUGUGAGAACAGUGGUGCGUUUAGGAACUGCUCGAUUGGCUUAUACAUCAGUUAGGAUCAGGCAAAACAGAUUCUGUUUCAAGCUUUUAGGAAGUGGAGUCAUUUGUCAGUUUUCGCUGUUUAACUUUGGGGGAACAAAGAAAUUAGACCUGGAUAGUUCAGAUACAUGGAUGGCAGCACCGAUCACAGAUCUGGAGCAUCUCAAGGAGCAUAGAGAUGAUAUGAAGUGCCAAGUAGAAGCACUGAUUAUGCGUAUCCAGGCUGAGGUAUGCCAGGCACUGGAGAAAGAGGAACUAGAGGAGGGAGGGAAGAAGUUUCAGAUUGAUAGAUGGCUUCGUGAACAGGGAGGUGGUGGUAUUACCUGCGUCUUGCAAGAUGGGACAGUGUUUGAGAAAGCCGGUGUUAAUGUUUCUGUGGUCACUGGCAUUCUUCCUCCAAAUGCUGUACAACAGAUGAGAGCAAGAGGAAAAAAGAUGAAAGGAGAGUCUUUAAAGUUUUUUGCAGCUGGUGUGAGCUCAGUCGUUCAUCCUCGGAAUCCUCACGUUCCAACAGUCCACUUUAACUACCGCUAUUUUGAGGUGGAAGAUGAGGAUGGCGAGAAGCAGUGGUGGUUUGGGGGAGGCACAGAUCUGACACCAUACUAUCUGGUAGAAGCAGAUGUUAUACAUUUUCACAAAACACUCAAGAAAGCUUGUGAUCAACAUGGGAAGCAACUCUACCCAAAGUAUAAGAAAUGGUGUGAUGACUACUUCAGCGUAGCACAUAGAGGUGAACGGCGAGGAGUUGGUGGUAUUUUCUUUGAUGACGUUGAUGAACCAUCACAAGCUAAAUGCUUUGAAUUUGUGAAGACUUGUGCAGAUUCAGUUGUUAGUUCCUAUGUGCCCUUGGUCCAAAAACAUAAGAAGGACGGUUACAGUUACGCAGAGAGACAAUGGCAGCUUCUCCGGCGUGGCAGAUAUGUUGAAUUUAAUCUCAUCUAUGACAGAGGAACCAAGUUUGGUUUGUACACCCCAGGAGCCAGAUAUGAGAGUAUUUUGAUGUCCUUACCUCUGAUAGCUAGGUGGGAGUACAUGCAUGCACCUGAGCCUGGAUCCAAAGAGGCCAAGUUGACAGAAGUACUGAAGAAGCCUCAAGACUGGGUGUAG